Messenger RNA from Eutrema salsugineum, 1661 nucleotides. RefSeq names its product kelch repeat-containing protein At3g27220. The record is from RefSeq and is a predicted model, not a curated record. Gene Ontology annotation, molecular function: protein binding. Bases 200 to 1456 code for a protein of 418 amino acids. The transcript has 7 exons. Lineage: Eukaryota; Viridiplantae; Streptophyta; Magnoliopsida; Brassicales; Brassicaceae.
UCAAAACCCCAAAUAAAAUAUUAAAACUCGGCUUUGCCCUCAGCGUUCUCUCUCGGAGAUCAAGAUCCGGCACCUCUGCAUCCUCCUAACUCUGUGUGUUUCUCGCCUGAAUACAAAGGUUUAACCUUUGUUUGAAGUUAGUGAAACCCAAAAGGGAGAUAUGCCAAUUUAGAGACAGAACAGAGAGAAGCAGAGAGAUAUGGUGAGGCCAGCGGGGAAGCAGAAUUGUGGUCGGGUUGUGUUGGUUUCAUGCCUCGCGCUUUUAGCCGCCGGGCUUAUCGCCGACUUCCUCUGGGCUUCUUCUCACCGCUUCUCCUCCGCCGGAAUGUCUCUUCCUUCCUCCGUCACCACCGUGAUCGGAAAACUCCCGCCUAAAUCCAAUGAAGAAGAAACUAAGAAGAAGAAGGAUAAUGCUCGUGAAAGGAAGCUUUCUGCGACGUUUCAAGAUCUGGAUGCUCCUCAACUACAAUGGGAGAAGAUGGCAUCUGCUCCUGUGCCUCGUCUAGAUGGAGCUGCAAUUCAGAUUAGAAACUUUCUCUAUGUGUUUGCUGGAUACGGCAACAUUGAUCUUGUGCAUUCGCAUGUUGAUAUAUACAAUUUCGUAGAUAAUACAUGGGGAGGGAGAUUCGAUAUGCCUAAAGAGAUGGCACAUUCACAUUUAGGGAUGGUAACUGAUGGGAGAUACAUCUACAUCGUCACUGGUCAGUAUGGUCCUCAAUGUAGAGGACCUACGGCUAAAACAUUUGUGCUCGACACUGAUACAAAUACGUGGAGUGACUUCAUUUCUUUACUAGUUCCUAGGUAUGCUCCAGCUACUCAGCUAUGGAGAGGUAGACUCCAUGUGAUGGGUGGAAGCAAAGAGAAUCGACAUACACCAGGACUUGAACACUGGAGUAUUGCAGUAAAAGAUGGGAAAGCAUUGGAAAAAGAGUGGAGAAGUGAAAUUCCAAUCCCUCGUGGAGGACCUCACAGAGCAUGUGUAGUAGUGGAUGACCGGCUUUUUGUCAUUGGUGGUCAAGAAGGUGAUUUCAUGGCGAAACCAGGAUCACCCAUCUUCAAAUGCUCACGCCGUAUGGAGGUGGUAUUCAGUGAUGUCUACAUGCUGGAUGAGGAAAUGAAGUGGAAAGUUAUGCCGUCGAUGCCAAAACCCGAUUCCCAUAUUGAAUUUGCGUGGAAAGUGGUUAACAACUCCAUUGUAAUCGUUGGAGGCACCACAGAGAAGCAUCCUGAAACCAAGAAGAUGGUUCUCGUUGGCGAAGUCUUCCAGUUCAACCUGAAUACAAUGAAAUGGUAUGUGAUUGGGAAGUUGCCAUACCGUGUGAAGACAACGCUGGUUGGGUAUUGGGACGGGCAGUUAUACUUCACCUCAGGGCAACGAGACAAAGGUCCAGAUGAUCCUGCGCCGCGUAAGGUACUUGCAGAGAUGUGGAGAACCAAACUGAUACUGAAUCCAUGACCAUGAGAAAGAGAAAGAGAGAGAUAGAAACAUUCAAUCUCCCUUUUGGUAAUGCAAAAUCACACAACAUUCUUUUGAAGUUCAUAUUCUUUCAGGUUAACCCAUCCCACUACACAAACGUAACUAUCUAAAACUGUUGAUGGGCCAUUUGUAUAUUGUAACGUUCUUGAAACACAAGUCAUGUAGAAAAGUUCAAAUUUCAACA